AUGCUGAAAAAUUGUUUGAGGAAAUUGGGAGAUUAUCAAACGAGAUGUUCAAUAAAAACGUUACAUACCCCAGUCUAUAGGACAAAAAACCUUCAGGUUCUCAGAGAUAUGCUCUCCGGUAUCAAACUGCUGGAAAAAAUAAUAACAUCAUCCUCCUACAAUAAAACGUUGAUAUAUGAACCUAAGUAUAAAUCUAGGCCACAGGUCGUUAGUUCGCAUGACACUUUGAGACUACAGAACGUAAUGCGUGAGUUAGUAGAUUCCCUACAGGUGGAUGAAGCUAUCAACACAAGGCUUCAAUCAAAUAGAUCACGAAAGCUGGGUAGGGUUGGCCUUCAGCUGUUCAUGGAUUGCAUCCGGGAAAACUUAACGUCAACUUCAACAUCUUUGACAUGUUCCUUACUGGAGUACUAUUUCAAAUAUCCCGAGAAGGAAGUGAUCAAUGGGAUUAAAACCGGAUUGCGAUAUAUCAGAGAUUUUCUCGAGAAAAACAAGAUUAUGGUGAAAAGUCAAAACAAUAUUGUUGCCCUGGUUGAACAAUUCGCUCUCUCCUCUUCGGAUAGCCAAAGCGUCAAAAGGGUUCUAAAAGCCAUUGACUAUGAAUUGUUUUCGGAUGAUAUCGUGCGAGUCAUAAACGGCAAAAAGACUUACGAUGAGGUUGAUAUAUUCAAAGGUUGGAAAUAUCCAGCUGGUAUUUUAGAUAGUAACGAGUCCUAUUUAAGAUCCUUGGAGUUACCUACUAAGAAACUAGUUUCUAUUGAGAAAGAUAUGCUAGUUCUUAUGUAUGAUGGAACAUUACGAGACGCUAAUAAGAUUCUACCCACAAUAACGUACGCAAGAAAGUUGAAAAAAUCUGUCCUUUUAAUCGUCAACGGAGAUUGCACAGGUGAUGCUUUGACAUCCAUUACAAUUAAUAAUAACAGAAACAAGAGAGAAAAUAAUGAAAGCCGAAUUGUGGUUGUGAAGUAUUCGGAAAAGGCGAACAAUAACUUAGCGCUACAAGAAAACCAUGAUUUUAUAAAAUUUUUAAGGUUACCUUGCGGAUAUGAUAGCAUCUACUCACCAGAAUAUAGCCCGUUAGUGCCAAGUAAAAUGUGUGCAGACAAAUAUUAUGGCAAUGUUGAAUCCAUAAAGGCAACCACAGGGGAGGCAUUCCUAUAUAACUCCAUUGGUACUGAAGCACUUUCAAAUAAAGUUCCAAAAUCCUUCCUCCAAAAAACGGUCACUUUAAGCAUUGGUGGACAUAAUGAAAUCGAAAUCGACCAAAGAAGAAAUGCUCUAGAUAAUUUCUUGAAUAACACCUUAUGUCACGGGCUGGCCAAAGGGUUCAUUCCUGCCUACGGUGUCUCCCUAUUGAAAACAGUUCCUGGUCUAAACAGACUGAAAGCCAAUGAAUCGAAUUUCAUGACUAAGGUGGGCAUAGAUGCUGUUUUAUCAGCAGUUGUUCUUCCAUCUGAGGUGGCUUUUAAGAAUGUAUAUGGGUAUAACUAUUAUGAAAUCAGUAGCCUGAUAGCAGAUACUAUAAACGAAAAGUCCUUUCAACUGGCUAAGUGUUCUCCCAAUUCAGAACCGAUGAAUACGGUAAAAGGUGGAAGUUUAGAACCGUGGAACAAGAUGGAUUCAUGUUUAGCCGGCGUAGAAACGUUCAUUGAAUUACUUACAAGCUGUAAUACAAUUAUCACAUGUGUAUACAAAAAGCCUGAACGGCACAGAUAA
Molecule: messenger RNA, 1716 nt
Organism: Saccharomyces paradoxus
Lineage: Eukaryota; Fungi; Ascomycota; Saccharomycetes; Saccharomycetales; Saccharomycetaceae
Gene: TCM62
Product: Tcm62p
Exons: 1
Coding region: 1-1716 (571 amino acids)
Biological process (GO): protein import into mitochondrial intermembrane space; apoptotic mitochondrial changes; protein refolding
Cellular component (GO): mitochondrial inner membrane; mitochondrial matrix
Molecular function (GO): protein-folding chaperone binding; ATP-dependent protein folding chaperone
Source: RefSeq, a predicted model, not a curated record